CGGAAAAUGUCACUCAGCUGGAGUUUCAUUGAUGCUUUAUGGUCUUUUCUGGCGUUUUGUUUCCUUGUAGCUUUUUGUGUUCAUAAAAUAUCACAACACCUACCGAUAAAACAUGAAACGUGUCGUAUUUACGUGUUAUUUCAGGAUCUUAUCCGGUACGGAAAAACAAAACAAAACCUCAAACGAGACGACUGGCUGCGCGCGUUUGACGUCCCAAAGAGGUGGUUUUGGCACUUUUAUGCCAUCUCUGUUGGCUGGAACAGUCUUCUUCUGGCCUUCUACCUAAACUUCAUAUUUCAGCAGCACCAACACCCAUCGUGGCUGAAUGGGUUAUUAAACAUUUUGACGGGUGUACCAAGUGCUGACAGUCAAGUCCCACAGCUGUCGACUCUGCUGGUGCAGCUGCUGCUCUGCGUCCACUCCCUCAGGAGGCUGCUGGAGUGCCUGUUUGUCAGUGUUUUCUCUGACGGAGCCGUACACGUGGUGCAGUAUGUGUUCGGCGUGUGCUAUUACGUCGUGCUGGGGUUGACGGUGCUCUGCUCGGAUCGUCUGCGAAAAGGGACUGGAUCUCUCCUCUCUCAGCUGGACUGGUUUCAUGUGGCUGGAGCUGCACUUUUCAUUUGGGCCUCGCUGAUGCAGCAUCAGUGCAUGGUCCUGCUGGCCAGGCUUCGCACUGGAAAGUCAGGCACAGUGGAGACGCUGGCUCACAGAGUGCCAGAGGGAGGCUGGUUCGAGCUGGUGUCGUGCCCGCAUUACUUUGCAGAGCUGCUGAUCUACGUCUCCCUGAGCUUAGUUUUUGGAGGCUUGUGUCUUAGCUGGUGGCUUGUUGUUCUUUAUGUGCUCUUCAACCAGGCGCUGGCAGCACAGCUUUGUCAUGACCUUUAUAUCAGCAAAUAUGAGUCAUACCCAAAGAAAAGAAAAGCAUUUAUACCCUUUGUGCUUUGAAUAGGUACUAUUACUGUCCUCUGUUUUACAUUCCUUAUUGGGAGCUGUCAAGUCCCAGAAAUGAUUGACGAGGUGUCUGAGGACGUGACGGUGUGGGAGUUAAACUCACCUCUCUC
Plectropomus leopardus (leopard coralgrouper) is the source of this 1061-nucleotide messenger RNA. It is a transcript of the gene srd5a3, whose product is annotated as steroid 5 alpha-reductase 3. The record is from RefSeq and is a predicted model, not a curated record. Gene Ontology annotation, cellular component: endoplasmic reticulum. Gene Ontology annotation, biological process: polyprenol catabolic process; dolichol-linked oligosaccharide biosynthetic process. Lineage: Eukaryota; Metazoa; Chordata; Actinopteri; Perciformes; Serranidae. Gene Ontology annotation, molecular function: 3-oxo-5-alpha-steroid 4-dehydrogenase activity.